CGCGCUGGGCUGGCGAGAACACGGAAGUCUCAAGCGAGUAAGCGCCGGCCGCGUAACUAAGAUGGCGGCCUCCGUGAGGCGCUGCGCCGUGGCCUGGCUGGUCCCCGCCGCGGGGCUGCUGGCGCUGCUGGCCGGCCCGGGGGCGCUGGGGAAGCGGAGUGAAGUGACGGUGCUGACGGACGGGACGUGGCGGCAGCUGCUGCAGGGCGAGUGGAUGAUUGAAUUUUAUGCUCCCUGGUGUCCUGCCUGUCAGAACCUGCAGCCUGAAUGGGAAAAGUUUGCUGAAUGGGGGGAAGAUCUUGAAAUUAACAUUGCAAAAGUGGAUGUCACAGAACAGCCAGGUCUGAGUGGGCGAUUUGUCAUAACAGCACUUCCCACUAUCUAUCAUUGUAAAGAUGGAGAGUUUAGGAGGUACCAGGGCCAAAGAACUAAAAACGACUUCAUAAGUUUCAUCAGUGACCAAGAAUGGAAGUCUGUUGAACCAGUUUCUUCUUGGUUUGGUCCUUGCUCUGUCCUGAUGAGCAGUAUGUCUGCUUUGUUUCAGUUGUCCAUGUGGAUCAGGAAUUGCCACAACUAUUUUACAGAAAAUGUUGGUAUGCCAGUUUGGGGAUCAUAUGCUAUUUUUGCAUUGGCAACUCUGUUUUCAGGACUGAUACUUGGACUUAUCAUGGUAUUUUUAGCAGACUGUCUCUGUCCAUCCAAAAGGCACAGACCGCAGCAGCACCACUAUCAAAAAAAAUUAGCACCAGAAUCAGCCCGGCUCUUGAAAAAACUGGAUGAAGAACAAGAAGCAGAUGAGGAGGAUCUUUCAGAUGAUGAAGCAGAGGAUAAAGAGUUAGCAGACAGAAACUCUUCAACAAAUGCUGUAAGACAGCGUCCUGUGAACCUUGCUGCUGCCACAGAUAAAUCAUAGUUCCAUGUACUUGAGGGUUUCUUGAGAAACAAAAAGGGUGGAAUGUACCAGAACCUUCUGCUUGAAGAGAGGUGGAACUCGUAUCACUGUAGUGUUCGCUCAUCACUUUCAGAGAAAGCUACCUUUUAAAAAAGUCUCUGUGGCAUCAGGUAUUCAAAGCUGAAACUUGAUAUUGCAAAUGGCGAAACCCAAUACCAUAAGUGUGUGGAUUGGUGCUAAGAAAUAAUUUGUAUGGCUUUCUGAAUGACUCAUUCUGUGGUUAAGUUGUACAAAAUGCAAAACUGGUGUAUUUGUAGUAUUAGAAAAUAUUAGCAAGGCAAAUGCACUAACCUGUUUGUCUGCUAGAGGAUCUGAAAAGAUUUCUCAUUGUAAAUCUUUCCAGUUUCACUCUGAAGAAAUGCUGGAAAAAAUUCCUCAAGUUAUGGGACCUUAGCCCAGUUUUUGUGGUAAAAAUGUUCACUGUUCUGUUAGGUAUGACA
Molecule: messenger RNA, 1392 nt
Organism: Trachemys scripta elegans
Lineage: Eukaryota; Metazoa; Chordata; Testudines; Emydidae
Gene: TMX1
Product: thioredoxin related transmembrane protein 1
Exons: 8
Coding region: 62-913 (283 amino acids)
Source: RefSeq, a predicted model, not a curated record